UCUUCCCCUCGUCCUCAUCCAUCCCCCACCGCCGCAGAUAAAAAUCCAAGGAAUCGAAGGCCCCAGCGCAGUACUCCGCCACCGCGCGCUCCCAUGGCGCCGCCGCCGCUCGCCGCGCUCCGGCCGGCGACGUUCCCUCUCCCGGCCCUCCCCUGCCCCGCCGCCACCCGCCGCGGCUGCGCCGUCGCCUUCUCGCUGCAGACCAACGUCCGCCUCCUCAAGCCCAACCGCCGCUCCAGGCGAUCCCGGUACCCCUACUACGACCACGACGAGGACGACGACGAGGAGGAGGCGGACGAGUUCGAGUUCGAGGAGGAAGACGACUACGAGGGCGAUGAUGAUUUAUCGGGUUUGGAGUAUCCUGGUGUACUUUAUUCAAACAAUCCCCGUGCUCCAAUUAAGAAACUAGUUAGGGAAAAACCAGCGCUAAAACAGAACUGGGAAGGAAGACAACCUAAAACACGAAGCAGAUAUGACACUCCAGAAAAAAUUGAUGCCUUGCAUGCCAAGAGUAAAGCUAGCAGAUCAAUUGGUCUUGUGGACACAGACAAUGAAGUAGAGUUGAAGAAUGAAAGUAUCUCUAGAAGCAUGUUUCACAAACUUCAAGAAGAGUAUGACUUUGAUGAUAAAUGGUUACCUCUAGUUGAUUACUUAUGCACAUUUGGGCUGAAGGAAUCUCAUUUUACCAACAUGUAUGAGAGGCACAUGGCCUGCUUUCAAAUCAGUCAAGCUUCUGCAGAAGAAAGGUUAGAGUUCCUUCUAAGUGUUGGUGUUAAAAGCAAGGAUAUGAAGAGGAUUCUUGUUAGACAACCACAAAUUUUGGAAUACACUCUCAGCAAUCUGAAGUCUCAUGUUGCGUUUCUGGUGAGCAUAGGUAUUCCGAGUGUACGGAUAGGUCAAAUUAUUUCUGCUGCUCCAUCAUUGUUCUCUUACAGUGUUGAGCAGUCUCUCAAGCCAACUGUAAGGUAUCUGAUUGAGGAAGUGGGCAUUGAUGAGAGUGAUAUGGGGAAAGUAGUGCAACUAAGCCCACAGAUUCUGGUCCAAAGAAUUGAUAGUGCAUGGAAAUCUCGAUUUCUUUUUCUAUCAAAAGAAUUAGGGGCUCCAAAAGAUAAAAUUGUUAAGAUGGUCACAAAACACCCACAGCUGCUUCAUUACAGCAUUGAGGAUGGACUAUUACCUCGAAUCAAUUUUCUUAGAAGCAUUGGCAUGAGAGACACUGAUGUUCUAAAGAUAUUGACAAGUCUGACUCAGGUGCUGUCUUUGUCUUUGGAGGAAAAUCUCAAACCAAAGUAUCUUUACUUGGUCAAUGACCUUAGAAAUGAUGUUCAGUCCUUGACAAAGUAUCCUAUGUACCUGAGCUUAUCCCUUGACCAGAGAAUCCGCCCCCGACACCGUUUUCUUGUUUCAUUGAAGAAAGCUCCAAAGGGCCCGUUCCCUCUUAGCUCCUUUGUGCCUACGGAUGAGCGAUUUUGCAAGCAGUGGGCUGGGACUAGCUUAGAGAAGUAUCAUACAUUUCGGCAGAGCAUGCUGCUCAAGGGUUUUGCAGGGAAGACUGGAAGGAGAACAUUAACAUCGAGGCGGUAGAUGGUUUGAGAUUGAGAAGCAGGUUGUUAUGAACAUAUGCCACACCGAUGAGGCCUAGGUUGCUGGGCUGGUAUUCAAUCAUCAGCAUUCAGCAGACUUUUAUACCAAUAUCAUAGAUACAUCACUAACUACAGCUUAGACUUCCUUUUUAUUUUUACUCCUUUUACAACAAGGUGUAAAUUCAAUCGAAAAGCAAAUGGAUGUUCCAGGAGUCCAUCUUUAGGAUCAAAAGGGAUGCACCACACAUGGUUGAUAUGGCACUUUGUUGUCCACUACCAGGGUCAUAUCACCUUGACUAUUAGCUAAUAUUAACCACUGUUGGAGAGAAUACUGUCUAGCAAAACUACAAGCUAACCAUCUAGACAUGUUAGGCAGCAUUCUGUGUUGCCGUACGCAUGUAACGUCGUUUAAGCUUGAUGCUUUGUUUGGACGGAUGUAAAUGGUGGGAAUUCUGUCACCAGUUCGGUAUGUACUUUCGUCGCUUCAAGCUUGUUAUGGUUGAAAUUGCUUUGUGUUGAUGUGGCU
Oryza brachyantha (malo sina) is the source of this 2109-nucleotide messenger RNA. RefSeq names its product transcription termination factor MTERF9, chloroplastic. Gene Ontology annotation, molecular function: double-stranded DNA binding. The record is from RefSeq and is a predicted model, not a curated record. Lineage: Eukaryota; Viridiplantae; Streptophyta; Magnoliopsida; Poales; Poaceae. Bases 94 to 1584 code for a protein of 496 amino acids. The transcript is spliced from 6 exons. Gene Ontology annotation, biological process: regulation of DNA-templated transcription.